Messenger RNA from Ilex paraguariensis (yerba mate), 363 nucleotides. The record is from the annotation of a GenBank genome assembly. Lineage: Eukaryota; Viridiplantae; Streptophyta; Magnoliopsida; Aquifoliales; Aquifoliaceae.
AUGACACUCCUUAAAGGUGGUGUCGCCGCCUUUCGUAUCUUCAAUAAGAAAAAUGCAACUACUCAAAAGCUAAAAUUGAGGAUUGACACCACAGGUAUUCGUUGCUGGGGAGAAGCUCUGGUCAUCGUUAAUCCAGUAGAUUUGGAGGAGCUAGAAGCUCGUCUUCAUGAGCUAGCCGUCCUUUCUUCUAUGGCUGAUGCUGCUAGCAUCAUCGGUGGUUCUGUUCAUGCAAUCUCGCAGCACGAGCGAAAGAAAGUAGGCCAGUUGUUUUUGGAGUGCUAUCGCUGGAGUGAUAAGAACGAGGACCUUCAUCUGUUGAUUGACAAGAUUUUAAACUUGGAAAAGCUCAUCGAAAAUGGAUGA